Hippopotamus amphibius kiboko is the source of this 3139-nucleotide messenger RNA. It is a transcript of the gene EPHA4, whose product is annotated as EPH receptor A4. Lineage: Eukaryota; Metazoa; Chordata; Mammalia; Artiodactyla; Hippopotamidae. Gene Ontology annotation, biological process: axon guidance; protein phosphorylation; cell surface receptor protein tyrosine kinase signaling pathway. Gene Ontology annotation, cellular component: plasma membrane; neuron projection. The transcript is spliced from 17 exons. Gene Ontology annotation, molecular function: ATP binding; protein binding; transmembrane-ephrin receptor activity. The record is from RefSeq and is a predicted model, not a curated record. Bases 43 to 2892 code for a protein of 949 amino acids.
CUGGGAUAGAAGCGGCAGGAGCAGCGUUGGCACCGGCGAACCAUGGCUGGAAUUUUUUAUUUCGUCCUCUUUUCGUUUCUCUUUGGGAUUUGCGACGCUGUCACCGGUUCCAGGGUGUAUCCCGCGAAUGAAGUUACCUUAUUGGAUUCCAGAUCUGUUCAGGGAGAACUUGGGUGGAUAGCAAGCCCUCUGGAAGGAGGGUGGGAGGAAGUAAGUAUUAUGGAUGAAAAAAAUACACCAAUCCGAACCUACCAAGUGUGCAACGUGAUGGAGCCCAGCCAGAAUAACUGGCUGCGAACUGAUUGGAUCACCCGAGAAGGGGCUCAGAGGGUGUACAUUGAGAUCAAGUUCACCUUGAGGGACUGCAACAGUCUUCCCGGUGUCAUGGGCACUUGCAAGGAGACUUUUAACCUGUACUACUAUGAAUCAGACAACGACAAAGAGCGUUUUAUCCGAGAGAGCCAGUUUGCCAAAAUUGACACCAUUGCCGCCGACGAGAGCUUCACCCAAGUGGACAUUGGCGACCGAAUCAUGAAGCUGAACACAGAGAUCCGGGAUGUAGGGCCACUGAGCAAAAAGGGGUUUUAUCUGGCGUUCCAGGAUGUGGGGGCCUGCAUCGCCUUGGUAUCGGUCCGUGUGUUCUACAAGAAGUGUCCGCUCACCGUUCGCAAUCUGGCUCAGUUUCCAGACACCAUCACAGGGGCCGAUACAUCUUCCCUGGUGGAAGUUCGAGGCUCCUGUGUCAACAACUCGGAAGAGAAGGAUGUGCCAAAAAUGUACUGUGGGGCAGAUGGUGAAUGGCUGGUACCCAUUGGCAACUGCCUGUGCAAUGCCGGGCAUGAAGAGCGGAAUGGAGAAUGCCAAGCUUGCAAAAUUGGAUAUUACAAGGCCCUGUCCACGGAUGCCACCUGUGCCAAGUGCCCACCACACAGCUACUCUGUCUGGGAAGGAGCCACAUCGUGCACCUGUGACCGAGGCUUUUUCAGAGCCGACAACGAUGCCGCCUCCAUGCCCUGCACGCGUCCACCAUCUGCUCCUCUAAACUUGAUUUCAAAUGUCAACGAGACUUCAGUGAACUUGGAAUGGAGCAGUCCUCAGAACACGGGUGGCCGCCAGGAUAUUUCCUACAAUGUCGUGUGCAAGAAGUGUGGGGCAGGUGACUCCAGCAAGUGCCGACCCUGUGGAAGUGGGGUCCACUACACCCCACAGCAGAACGGCCUGAAGUCCACCAAGGUCUCCAUCACCGACCUCUUGGCUCAUACCAACUACACGUUUGAAAUCUGGGCGGUGAAUGGCGUGUCCAAGUAUAACCCUAGCCCAGAUCAAUCUGUGUCCGUCACGGUGACCACCAACCAAGCAGCACCCUCAUCCAUUGCUUUGGUCCAAGCUAAAGAAGUUACAAGAUACAGUGUUGCUCUGGCUUGGCUGGAACCAGACCGGCCCAAUGGGGUGAUCUUGGAGUAUGAAGUCAAGUAUUAUGAGAAGGAUCAGAAUGAACGAAGCUAUCGGAUUGUCAGGACGGCUGCCAGGAACACGGAUAUCAAAGGCCUGAACCCUCUGACUUCCUAUGUUUUCCAUGUCCGAGCCAGGACAGCAGCUGGCUAUGGAGAUUUCAGCGAGCCCCUGGAGGUCACAACCAACACAGUGCCUUCCCGGAUCAUUGGAGACGGGGCCAACUCCACCGUCCUGCUGGUCUCCGUCUCGGGCAGCGUGGUGCUAGUGGUUAUCCUCAUUGCCGCUUUUGUCAUCAGCAGGAGACGGAGUAAAUACAGUAAAGCAAAACAAGAAGCAGAUGAAGAGAAACAUUUGAACCAAGGUGUUAGAACUUAUGUGGAUCCCUUCACGUACGAAGAUCCCAACCAAGCAGUUCGGGAAUUUGCCAAAGAAAUCGACGCAUCCUGCAUUAAGAUUGAAAAAGUCAUAGGAGUUGGUGAAUUUGGUGAAGUCUGCAGUGGGCGUCUCAAAGUGCCUGGCAAAAGAGAAAUCUACGUGGCUAUCAAGACACUGAAAGCUGGUUAUACAGACAAGCAGAGGAGGGACUUCCUGAGUGAGGCCAGCAUCAUGGGACAGUUUGACCACCCGAAUAUCAUUCACUUGGAAGGCGUCGUCACCAAAUGUAAACCAGUAAUGAUCAUAACAGAGUACAUGGAGAACGGCUCCUUGGAUGCAUUCCUCAGGAAGAAUGAUGGCAGAUUUACAGUCAUUCAGCUGGUGGGCAUGCUUCGUGGCAUUGGGUCCGGGAUGAAGUAUUUAUCUGAUAUGAGCUAUGUACAUCGAGAUCUGGCUGCUCGGAAUAUUCUGGUCAAUAGCAACUUGGUCUGUAAAGUGUCUGAUUUUGGCAUGUCCCGCGUGCUGGAGGAUGAUCCAGAAGCAGCUUAUACCACCAGGGGUGGCAAGAUUCCUAUCCGGUGGACUGCGCCAGAAGCAAUUGCCUAUCGUAAAUUCACAUCAGCAAGUGAUGUAUGGAGCUACGGGAUCGUUAUGUGGGAAGUGAUGUCGUAUGGAGAGAGACCCUACUGGGACAUGUCCAAUCAAGAUGUGAUUAAAGCCAUCGAGGAAGGCUAUCGGCUGCCCCCUCCAAUGGACUGCCCCAUUGCCCUCCACCAGCUGAUGCUCGACUGCUGGCAGAAGGAGAGAAGCGACAGGCCUAAAUUUGGGCAGAUCGUCAACAUGUUGGAUAAACUCAUCCGCAACCCCAACAGCUUGAAGAGGACGGGGACCGAGAGCUCCAGACCUAACACUGCCUUGUUGGAUCCAAGCUCCCCUGAAUUCUCUGCUGUGGUAUCAGUGGGCGAUUGGCUCCAGGCCAUUAAAAUGGACCGGUAUAAGGAUAACUUCACUGCUGCUGGUUAUACCACACUAGAGGCUGUAGUGCACAUGAACCAGGAGUAAGUACUCAGCGAUGUAACACAAAAGGUGACCUGGCCAGAAUUGGCAUCACAGCUGUCACACACCAGAAUAAGAUCUUGAGCAGUGUCCAGGCCAUGCGAACCCAAAUGCAUCAGAUACACGGCAGAAUGGUUCCCGUCUGAGCCAGUAUUGAAUAAACUCAAAACUCUUGAAAUUAGUUUACCUCAUCCAUGCACUUUAAUUGAAGAACUGCACUUUUUUUACUUCGUCUUCGCCCUCUGAAAUUAAA